Messenger RNA from Metschnikowia bicuspidata var. bicuspidata NRRL YB-4993, 2835 nucleotides. RefSeq names its product CCR4-NOT core subunit. The transcript has a single exon. The record is from RefSeq and is a predicted model, not a curated record. Lineage: Eukaryota; Fungi; Ascomycota; Pichiomycetes; Serinales; Metschnikowiaceae. Bases 1 to 2835 code for a protein of 944 amino acids.
AUGGCCGAGGACCCAGUCGGCGAGCACGGCGCCGUGGAGUUCGAGCUCCCGUUGGCGCCCGCGCCCGCGGCCAACUUGUUUGCGCCGCACAAGUACCUCCACAAGUUGUUGGGACUCGACGCCAGCGACUCGCUACUAUCGGACAUUUUCGCCAUGGUGGCGGCGCUCUGCGACCCCAUGACACAGCCCGAGGACAACGAGCGGUUCCCGCUCAGCGUCGAGGCCUUGGGCCAGGUCGCGGUGGCGCUCGCGUACCAGAUGCUCGUGGCACAAAGCGCGCCGCCGGGCGACCCGAAACAGGGCGACCACAAACACACAGACCACAAACACACGGACCCGAAACACGCGGACCACAGCCAUGCGGACCCAAAAUACGGCAGCCCGCCGGCCGGCGCGGCCGGCGUGGCCGCGCUCCGCUUCGCGCUCUCGCUCAAGUUCUUCGCCAUCCUCCAGGCCAUCCACCGCGUGCUCCGGGCCGACGACGAGCUCCGCGUGCGGUACUUGCAGAACGACCGCGACGCGUGGCAAAACACCGCGGCGCACUGGCUCCCGGGCGUGCCGCCGGACGCGCCGCACGACGCGGACGCGUGCCUCAAGGUGCUCUACUACGCGGCGUGCGUGGCGGUGAUGGCGCUCCACAAGCUCUUUGCGCCGCCGCGCGGCGCCGCGUACUCGCCCGCCGUCAACCCCUACUCCGAGUACUUGCUCCGGCUCUGGAAGACGCACACCAGCAUCGUGGCGCUCGCGUUGGAGAUGGACCGCGAGUUGGAGGAGCAGGCCUGGGCCGCGCGUGCCGAGUACUUGGACACGCCGGAGCUUGUCAAGAAGGCGCUCCUCGGCUCCUCGGCCGUGCGCACCGUGCUCGCGUGGGUGCUCGAGCAGGUGGGCGCGGGCGCGCCGGCGGGCGAGGCCGCGCCGCUCGACGCGGACGUGUGCACGGCGCCGCUCCUCCUCUUCUACGACCCGUUGGCGCGGGCCGCCAGCAACUGCGGCAGCGUCACGCGCGACCAGCAGCUCCUCAUGGUGGCCACGCUCGUGGUGCGGCUGCACGUGCGGCUCUCGCCCGUGGCGGACCCCCCGCCGCCCGAGACGUUCCCCGUGUUCGACGCGCAGGACUACGCGUUCCGCGUGGCCAACCGCGCGGCGGCGCUCGGCUCCGCGGGCGACUUGAUGGUGGACCUCUACUACCGCGACCAGUUUGACGAGGACAUCAAGUACGUGUUCGGGUACUACGAGUCCGACGACGAGGGCGGGCCCGGGCCUGCGCCCGACGCGCCGCGCGCCGCCGAGGCCCACGGCACGGCGCGGCGGGCCAAGACGGACGAGAUCGAGUUUGACGGCGAGGGCCGCGACUGGCGCGACUGCGCGCGCGGCGAGAACGUGGUCUUCACCGCCCGCUUCUUGGCGUUGGACGCGCGGGCACGGGCGCCGGGCGCGGACUCGGACCACUUCUUCUCGUCGUGGUUCGAGCUCGAGCAGGCGCUCGAGUUCUUGGCGCUGGUCAAGAUCGAGAGCGUGUCGGCGUUCGUGCAGCGCGUGGGCCAGGUGACGCUCAACACGGUGGCGAGGGCCAUCCGCGACGAGGCGGCCGGCCAGGCGGGCGCGUCCAUCAGCCCGGACCAGAUCAACAUGCACUUGACCUCGGUGGCCAAGCGCGAGCUCCGCGCCGUUGCGCACGAGGAGCUCCCGUCGUUGUCGUUCGACCAGCUCACCACGUUCGACCUCAUUCUCUUCCGCAACCCGGAGUGCGCGUUGGCGCUUUUCGACGAGCUCUUCAUGUGCAAGGGCUUGCGCAGAUCGCUCAUCUGGUACUUCACCCACUGCGUGGACUUUCUGAUGACCUUGAUCAACUACGUCUACGAGCUCGUGAGCGGGCUCCGCGGCAACUGCCCGGGGCGCGAGGCCAAGUACGCCUUUUCGCGGCAGGGGCCCUUGCAGCUCUCGCUGGUGGAGAAGCUGAUGGCGCUCCACGAGCUCUUUGGCACGGCGAGCCGGUGGGUGCGCGACGACCCGGACAUGCCUUCCUCGCGCGAGCUGCACACCGUCAAGCUAGUCCAGUGCCUCUGCCUCAUGAUCCUGCGCUUGAUCCUGAACGGCACCAUCAAGCAGCACUCCGAGGACUCCCUCGAGGACUAUUCGCACGAUCUCCAGGUGCUACUAUUCCCUUGGAUAGGACGGGUGCCCGCGGCCAGGGAGCUCUUUUUCAAAAUAAAGCAGGAUCAGUUUCGCUGGCUCGAGCUCGACGAUGCACAUGCUGAUGAGAACACGCCCGAAAAGCCGCCCCAGCCCGCCCUGGACGCCAGCGCCUCCGACAUCCUCUGCGUGCUAGACAGACUCGCCACCCUCCCCCACAACCAAUACCUAGCUGUGGCCGAAGAGCCCUCCGUCCAGCUUGCAUUCCGCGAGUUUGGCCAGAGGCUAUUCUACCACAUUUGCCGCAUCUACAAUGUCGACUCCGUCGACUUGACGCCCUUCAAGACCGAUAGACCGGCGCUGGACGACUUUUUCAUCUUCCUCACACGCUUCAACGACUUCUCGAAAAACAAAACGUUCGCGCGCAACAUUUUCUCCCUACUAGAGGGGAUCAUAGUGGGGGACAGGCCUGACCCGCAGGAUGACGGAGAAGCCGAAUUCUUGGCCGCGCAGAUGGAGCAAGGCGCCGCCUCUCAGACAAGCGACGCGGAGCCGGUCGAAUCAGAGUUCAAUAACGCUUUCCUUAAUGGCGAAGGCCAUUUCCAGGAUGACGAGCUUGACAAGACAGAUGACAAGACAGACGACAAGACAGACGACAAGAAGAAGAAAAAGAAGAAGAAGAAGCGCCGGGGGAAGAAAUAA